CCAUUCCCUGUGGAACCCAAUGAAAACCAUAGGAGCAGGCUGGGGUUAAAGUCUGCGGCUCCCUGCCCUCCCCAGCCUGGCAGCAGGGCUGUUACAGCCCAGGAGAGGGAAGCGGCCUGGGGCAGCAGGCGUGCGCCCUAGAGAGCAGGGCUCUGGAUGCUGGAGAAGCAGGGAGCCCCCUGCACUCUGCAGACCCAGCGAUGAUGACGGGGAAGGUUCCCUCCUCCCCCAUCUCCACAGUGAGCUCUGCUCUGCCCGGCUACAUCGCUCUCUGCCUCACCCUACAAGUGCAGAGGCUGGUGUCAGCACAGUUCACAGUGACUGGACCUGAUCGUCCAAUCACAGCAUCUGUCGGUGGGGAGGCCGUCUUGCCCUGCCACCUCUCCCCUAGGAUAAGUGCUCAGAGCAUGGAGGUGAGAUGGGUCCGAUCCCAGCACUCUGCAGUUGUGCACCUGUACCAAGAUGGGCAGGAUCGGUAUGAAAAUCAGAUGUUUGAAUAUCAAGGAAGGACAGAGCUGCUGAAAGAUCACAUCACCAACGGAAGUGUUUCCCUGAGAAUACGUGAUAUCCAACCUUCUGAUGAGGGCCAGUACACUUGUUUAUUUCAAUCGCUUACCUUUUUUCAAGACGCGUCAAUGCUCCUGCAGGUGGAAGGUUUGGGCUCUGGCCCUGACAUCUCUGUCGAGGGACAUCAGGACGGAGGGAUCAAGGUUGUGUGUCGAUCAUCCGGAUGGUACCCACAGCCCGAGGCCCAGUGGAGAGAUCUCCAGGGGCAGCUCUUACCAUCAGCCUCUGAAAACAUAUCCCGAGAGGCCAAUGGCCUGUUUCAAGCAGAGAUUGCCAUUCUUAUAACAGAAGAGUCCAACCAGAAAGUGUCCUGCUGUGUUAGGAACCCGCGUGUCAACCAGGAAAGAGAGUCAACAAUUUACAUAGCAGAUCUCUUUUUCCCACUGGUCUCUCCCUGGGUGGUGGCUCUGGUAGUGAUCCUGGCUCUUGUUAUUGCCCUGGCCAUCUACUGCAUCUGGACACAACGCAGAGCAAAAGAGACCCUGCAAACUGAUAUGAAGAAACAGAAGGGGAUUCUGCUAACUGAAAUGGAGCGUGAGAAAGAGAGACUCCUAUAUGAACUGGAGAAACAGAAAGAGGCACACCUUGCAGAGAAAGAAAAACAUCUUUCAGAGAAAGCGGAAUAUGAGGCAAUGGCAGAACAAACACGUGACAGAACCCAAAGAUUCACAGAGACCCUGCAAUCUGAACUGGGGAGAGAGAAAGAGACCCUGGAAUCUGAACUGGAGAGACAGAAAGAGGCACACCUUGCAGAGAAAGCCAAACUCCAGGCUGAGAUCAGGUGGAGAAGCGCCCAGCUCUACUCAGUGGAUGUGACUCUGGAUCCCAACACAGCAAAUCCCUACCUCAUCUUGUCUGGGGAUCGGAAAUGUGUGACACACCGAGAUGAGCACCAGGAUCUGCCUGACAAUCCUGAGAGAUUUGAUACUAUGGCGGUUGUCCUGGGCGCUGAGGGAUUCACAGGCGGGAGACAUUACUGGGAGGUGGAGGUUGGAGAAAAAAAUAUCUGGACCCUGGGGGUCUGUAGGGAAGAUGUGAGCAGGAAGGGGCAUAUUCUGUUUGUACCAGAGAAUGGAUACUGGACAAUAUGGCAGCAUGCUGAUCAAUUAAUGGCCAAUACCUCCCCCACGACCUUCCUUCCUGUGAGCGUCAGGCCCAGACGACUGGGGAUUUUCCUGGACUAUGAGGCGGGCGAGAUCUCCUUUUACAAUGUGACUGACAGGUCCCAUCUCUUCACUUUCACUAACACCUUCUCUGGGGUACUCCGCCCUUACUUCAAUCCUGAAUACAAUAAAGGGGGUACAAAUAUGUUUCCCCUGAUAAUCUGCCCAGUCCCAGCUCAGGCUGGAGGGAGUCUCUGUCCCUGACAGUGACACCUGCAGCAGAGACUGUCCCCUCCCAGCGCUGACCAGCCCCCAGGCCUGUUUCCCUGGGGGGAAAGGCCAUCCCAUCCCCUCUCAGUUCCCAGCAUCAGGCCUGUGAGCUGCGGAAGGGGAGGGGGCAGAAAAGUGGGUGGGGGCUAGGAUUGCCAGCCCUCCAGAAUUCUUGUGGAGUC
Chelonoidis abingdonii (Abingdon island giant tortoise) is the source of this 2122-nucleotide messenger RNA. The record is from RefSeq and is a predicted model, not a curated record. NCBI's taxonomy places the organism in Eukaryota, Metazoa, Chordata, Testudines, Testudinidae.